This is a messenger RNA of Fomitiporia mediterranea MF3/22, 231 nucleotides long. RefSeq lists its product as uncharacterized. The record is from RefSeq and is a predicted model, not a curated record. NCBI's taxonomy places the organism in Eukaryota, Fungi, Basidiomycota, Agaricomycetes, Hymenochaetales, Hymenochaetaceae. The transcript is spliced from 2 exons. Bases 1 to 231 code for a protein of 76 amino acids.
AUGGCACCACCUCUUUCCCUACAGGCCAAACGUUGGCGAACUAUUAUCGUCACGCUACCGAUAAUUGGUGCAACGUCUCGUAAGGCUGUCUUUUCUCUUUCAAAAGUCGUUCUAUAUCAGCGCUUGGUCAUGGGUACCCCACAAAGAACACUUCCCGACGCACCUCCGUUACCGCAAGCGUCAGAGGUUGAGAGGAAAACCACGGGCACAGAAAGCAAUAAAGUUAAUUGA